This is a messenger RNA of Sphaerodactylus townsendi, 2133 nucleotides long. RefSeq names its product ketosamine-3-kinase-like. The transcript has 6 exons. The record is from RefSeq and is a predicted model, not a curated record. NCBI's taxonomy places the organism in Eukaryota, Metazoa, Chordata, Lepidosauria, Squamata, Sphaerodactylidae. The coding region runs from base 214 to 1143 and encodes 309 amino acids.
AUGGGCAGCAGCUAUUCCUCCAUUCGGCGCUUGGCGAAGUUCUUCUUUCCCAUUGGCUGAGAAUUCCCCUAGUCGCGCCGAGCCAGGCCAAAGGGGGUGGUACUAUGUCUUUGACCCGGCCAAUCACAUGGCGCAGGCAGGAGGGCGGGCCGUUGUUUUGUUGAUGUACUGGGCAGUUGGCUGUACGAGCUUUUGCUUUGCGUUCCUGGAGGGAUGGAGGCUAUCCUGCGGCGGGAGCUGGGCACUUCGGUGCUGCGGCCCACGGGCCACUCGGGAGGCGGCUGCAUCAGCCACGGCGAGAGUUUCCACACAGAUCAGGGCCACGUCUAUGUGAAAGUCAACUCCCGCGCCGAGGCCAGAAGAAUGUUCGAUGGAGAAAUGGAAAGUUUAACAGCUAUCUUACAAACCCAAACAGUAAAGGUUCCUAAACCCAUGAAAGUUAUUGAUUUGCCAGAGGGUGGGGCUGUGUUUGUGAUGGAGCAUUUGGAGAUGAGAGGUUUGAACAGGCAUGCGGAAAAACUUGGAAUACAACUAGCAGAUCUUCAUCUUCACAACCAAAAACUUGGGGAGAAAUUGAAGGAAGGUGCAAGCACCAUUGGUACAGUUGAAGAACAGACAGAUGUUCAGUUUAUAGAAAAGUUUGGAUUCCACACAGUCACUUGUUGUGGUUAUCUUCCACAGGUGAAUGACUGGCAACAGGACUGGGUGACUUUCUUUGCUAGACAGAGAAUUCAGCCUCAGAUGGAUAUGAUUGAAAAGAAUUCAGGGGAUAGGGAGGCAAGGGAGCUUUGGGCACAACUACAGCUGAAGAUACCCAGUUUGUUUGGUGAUAUGGAGAUAGUUCCUGCUCUUCUACACGGGGACCUGUGGGGAGGAAAUGUAGCUGAGGAUGAUUCUGGCCCUAUUAUCUUUGAUCCUGCAUCUUUCUACGGUCACUCUGAGUAUGAGUUAGCAAUUGCAGGGAUGUUUGGUGGCUUCAGUGGUUCUUUUUAUUCUGCGUACCACAGUAAAAUCCCCAAAGUCCCAGGUUUUGAGAAACGACUCAAGUUGUACCAACUGUUCCACUACAUGAAUCACUGGAAUCACUUUGGAGGAGGUUACCGAGGCUCCUCUAUAAAUAUAAUGAGAAACCUUGUAAAAUGACUUUCUACUGUUUUAUCCCCCUAUUCAUUAAAAAGUACUUUCUGUUGUUUCAGCUGCACUGAAGUAUAUCUGUACCAGUAGAUGGUGACCUUGCACCCUCUUCCCACAGCUAAAUUUCCUUUUUGGGUCUCAGGUUUGAUGUUGCACUAUUGAUGUUGCACUAUUAUCAAAGAAUUGACAGAAGAGGAAAACAGAUAUGUAUGAAAGGGGCUGUUAAGGUGUCACUGAAAAUCUCUCAGCAUGCUAGGUUGGAGAAUAUAUCUCUUGUGCCUAGGUUCAGGUCACAGGUUAAUAGUUAUAUCCAAGGGAGCUUCUUCACAUGAAACUGACAGUUUCAAUGUAGGGAAAAAUGCAUUUUCCCUUAUAAUGAAACAAGUGGUUGACAGUUUUGGGAUUAAUCUUUAAUUAUUCUUUACUGGAUUACUCUAAGGCCCCUUUUGCACAUGCAGAAUAGUUAUUGAGGUAAAGCCGAACUAUCAUCGGUAUAGGGGUGGGACAUGCAAGACAUUAGCACCUCUAGUGAGUAAGAAAUCUAGUUUUGGAUUUCUGGGACUAGAAUGCAAUAACAUAUUUGUGAAAAAUGUGUACCAAAAUGCUAUGCCAUAAAUGUAUUUUGAACGCAUUUAAAAUUAUACACAUAAGACAAGCAAAUUGAGGAGCAAUUUUGUUCUUUCAGGUAUUGGUUUCUUCACACCCAAAUCACUAGGUAGGUGAAAAGACAUGAUUCUUAGAAUGCAUGGUUAUGCAGAAUCCUGAGUGCUUUCUACUAGUUUUCAGUUAAUAUUGCACUACAGCAUUUCCUGAAAGAUCUGAAUGUUGGGAAAGCAGUAUGACUUACAAACUAAUUUAUAAACUUCAGCUGUGUGUUGCUUUUUUCCUCUCCUAAUUUCAGUACUACUACCAAUGGCUGUUAACUGUAGAUUUGACAAAGAUCAGCUUGUAAGAGUAGUUUAAUAUUCUUGUGCUGUUUAAAUAAAGCCUUUACCUGAU